CGCAUUUCUAAGGAUAUCAAAGGCCGGGAUCCAGGGCAACGGCCGACGGGAACUGCAACCUGCAAAAGACGCCGGCUGCCGGAGAGAAAGAUGCAGAAGAAGGCACUGAUAUUCGACGGCGAGGUCCUACUGAGGCGGCUACCUAAGCAAGAAACAAGACCUGUUCUGUGUCUGUCCCCAAUUUCUGACGGAACUUCCUUCCCUCUCUAUGUUUUCCUCCCAUUGUGAGGGUCGUUUGAUUCCUGUCUCCGGCGUCCGUCUCGCUCUUUCUCCAACUCUUCGCCGUUUUGAAGUCUGUAACAACCUGAUUUCGUCUUCGCUUCUCGUCUCCGCGAUUUCCAGGCGGCAGGCGGGCGCCUAAUUGUGACAUGCGGAAUCUGCCAAAUCCUAGGAUGAUUAAUCUUCCCAUUCCUGGUUUGAUUUUCCCUCUUGGAGGAUUCUGAUUAGAUUUUUAUUUGAAUCAUUAAUUUGCAAGCUGACUCAUAGGUACAUAGUAAAUGGGAAGGCGGCAGCUUUGCUUGAAUGAGAGGUUCUGAGUAAAGGGUAGUCUUUUUCAUUUUCUCGUCUUCUACUUUCCCCACAGAGCCAUUUUCUUCUGUUCGCUUUAAUUUAGGCACUAUUAGUGUUCGUGAAAUGCAUUUUGUUUGAUUCGUUUGUUGACGAGUUUGAGCUUCAUUGUUUUCGAAAUGGAGAUAUUGCAUCUACCAGUUGUUACUUUCAACCUGUGCAUGCUUUGCAUCGGUCUAUGCUCAACAAUUUAUGUUUCAGGUGUUGAAGGUGUCAGCAAUGUGACUGAUCGACUCGCAUUGCUCGACUUGAAGGCUGGUUUGAUAGAUGGGCCAUAUGGAACCUUGAGCUUAUGGAAUGACUCCAUUCAUUUUUGUCAAUGGCCUGGAGUUGUGUGUGGGAGUGGGGAUCAGAGGGUCACUGCUCUGAGGCUGGACGGUCUUGCUUUGGGUGGCUCCAUUUCUCCUUCCAUUGGGAACCUGACAUACCUCUCAGAAAUUCAACUUGCCAGCAACAGCUUGAAAGGUACACUUCCCAAAGAGAUUGGUCAGCUUUCCAGGAUGCAGGUUUUCAAUCUGACCAAAAAUUCUCUCACUGGUGAAAUUCCUGCCGAGCUGACAAAUUGCUCCAAUCUCGAAAGCAUCUCGUUAUCGGACAAUAAUUUUGUGGGUGACUUUCCAUCCUGGUUUGGGUAUCUCUCCAAGCUCACUCACUUAGAAAUAAAUAAAAACAAUAUAACUGGAGUUAUACCACAAUGCAUUGGGAAUCUCUCUUCUCUUGUGGUUCUGUCGGUUUCGAGGAACAAUAUUAUGGGCAGCAUUCCAGACCUUGGUGGACUUAAGGAUCUGUCUACUCUUUCUUUAUCCCAAAAUCGGCUCUCUGGAACACUGCCAUCAUCCAUUUGUAAUCUGUCUUCUCUUGAGUUACUUUCUGUUGCGGACAACAUCUUAUCUGGACAACUUUUACCCAACAUGGGUCUGUGUUUUCCUAAACUCUGGUGGUUAUCUGUAGGGAUCUGUCAGUUUUCCGGAGAACUACCUUCUACUCUCGGCAACAUGUCAAGUCUGGAGGUUCUUGAUGCUGGUACAAAUUAUCUGACUGGUCGAGUGCCUGAUAACUUGGGAGUGCUCAAAAAUCUGAACUGGCUCAGUGUUGAAGAUAAUAGGUUGGGUGGUACCUCUGGAGAUGACUUCAGUUUCUUAGGCUCUUUCAUGAAUGCUACCAAACUUGAAGUUUUGAGUUUGGCAGGUAAUGGGUUUAGAGGUGUGUUUCCUAGUUCCAUAGUCAAUCUUUCAAGCAUUACAUGGCUUACUCUUGGGAGUAAUGGUAUAUACGGUGAAAUCCCAGAAUCAAUUGGUAACCUUGUCAACUUGACUAUUUUUGCUGUCGAGAAUAAUUCUCUCACUGGUCGAAUCCCCAGUUCAAUUUGCACUCUUGAGAACUUGGGUCAACUGGGUUUACAAUUUAACCAGUUAUCAGGUUCUGUACCAUCCUGUCUUGGUAACCUGAAGCUUCUGUUCCUUGUAAAUCUGGGCCACAACAAUUUUUCAGGAGAAAUUCCUCUCUCCUUGGCCAACUGUUCGUCGAUGCAGCACCUCUUCUUUGCUAGUAAUCAGCUUAGUGGCAGGAUACCAGCUAAUUUAUUGGGUCAACUGCCCCAAUUGAUCUCAGUCCGACUGGAUCAAAAUUCCUUGACUGGCUCCUUCCCUCCCGAUGUGGGGAGCUUGAAACACUUGAUGACUUUGAUUGCAAGUAACAACAAGUUGAGUGGUGCUAUUCCAGAAACACUUGGAAACUGCCUGAAUUUGGAGUACGUUGACUUGUCAGGAAACUAUUUCCAUGGAAGCUUACCUACAUCUCUCAGCAACUUGAAAGGAAUCCGGUUUCUAAACCUCUCUCGCAACAAUUUGUCAAGCAGCAUUCCGGAAGAACUACAGGGGCUUCAGUUCAUGGAGCACUUGAAUCUGUCAUUCAACCAGCUAGAGGGCCAAGUUCCAAGGAAAGGAGUUUUUGCAAAUGCCAAGACAGUUUCAGUUGCAGGAAACAAAGGACUUUGUGGUGGCAUCCCAUUAUUUAAUCUUCCAGUGUGUGCUAGUAGAAACACAAGGGUGGCGAAGAAGCUCAAACUUCCCCUGAAAUGGAUUGUAGCUGUAACAGUAAGUUGCAGCCUCUGUGUAGUGUUGAUCACUAUUAUUUAUAUUGUUUUCAGUUGCGAGAGGAGGAAAAAUCAGAACGUGGAUUUGUCUCAACCUUUUGGGGCAAACAAGUUUCUAAUGGUGUCUUAUAAAGAACUGUUUGAUGCCACUGAUGGGUUUGCCCACUGUAACUUGAUAGGCACGGGCCAGUUUGGUUGUGUGUAUAGAGGAUUUCUCAGUGAAGAUGAAAGACCAGUUGCUGUAAAAGUAAUGAACCUUCAGAAGCAUGGAGCGUCAAGCAGUUUUACAGCUGAAUGUGAGGCUUUAAGAACGGUUAGACACAGGAAUCUUGUCAAGAUAAUAACUGCUUGUUCAAGCAUGGACAACAAUGGUAACAAUUUCAAAGCGUUUGUGCUUCAGUUGAUGCCUAAUGGGAGCUUGGAGAGUUGGUUGCAUAAUCGGUUGCAUGAAAAAGGGGAUGAUGGUGAGUCGGGAUAUCUGAAUCUUUCCCGAAGGUUGGACAUAGCACUUGAUGUGGCCCAUGCAUUGGAGUACCUUCACCGUGAUUGUGAGACUCCCAUUGUUCAUUGUGACCUCAAGCCUAGCAAUGUUCUUCUUGAUGAUGACUUGGUUGCUCAUGUUAGUGACUUUGGCUUGGCCAAACUCUUUGCCAGGAGUGGUGGUACAGUUCCCAUAUCGUCAUCAGUUGUUAGGGGAACCAUUGGUUAUGUUGCUCCAGAGUACGGAUUGGGCUGCUCUGUUUCCCCAGAAGGAGAUAUCUACAGUUAUGGGAUUCUUUUGUUGGAGAUGAUUACAGGGAAGAAGCCGACAGAUGAAAUGUUCAUCGCCGGUAUCAGCCUUCACAAUUAUUGCAAGAUGGCAUUGCCUGAUGAUAUCCAGGGCAUCUCAGAUCCAUCAUUGUUUGAAGAAUCUUAUGAAGAGAGGCAUAUGAAGGAGUAUAGAUUGAGGUGUUUGGUUUCUCUGGUUCAGGUAGGAGUUAAGUGUUCUGCUGAGUUGCCAGGUGACCGGAUGAAAGUUGCUGAUGUGGUCAUAGAACUUGGUGGCAUCAAAGCCAGGAUUGCAUCAUCAAAACCUCGAUCAAAAUCAUACAAAUCCAUGUUUCACAGUGAGCCUAAUGAAGAGAUUCUGGAAAUUGCCUGCUGAUUCUGUACAUCAUACUGUAGCUUUGCUGUUUUUCUCCCGUCAUAUGCAAGAAAGUUGGAAAACAAGACAUGAAUGCUGUGGAUUUCCCCUUUGUUUCCCGGCUCUCUACUCGCUGGCGGUUGUAUAUAGAAGACUAGUAAAGGCAGAUGCUGCUGGUUACUGGUAGAUUGACUAGGCCAAAAUAUCAGUAGGAAUUCAAGAAUGGAAUAACUGUUAAGGAAUGUGGUCAGAAGGCCUUUUAGAGAGAAGAAUCAGAUUGUGACGCUGGUUAACGUAACUAAGCUAUAUGUUGAACUUAAAGUACCAGUUUAAGGUCCUAAUUACAACUGAUGGUAACAUCAAGACAAUCAUUCAGCUACAUACAGGGACCUGCUUUUGCGCUUUCACCCUCGGGCAAGGCCGAUCCAACAAGUUUGUUCCUCACAGAUACAAGCUUUAAUGCAGCUUCCCUAAUACCGAGUCUCUCUUGUGGAAUAUCUGAUGAACAAGCAAGACCAACUUCAAAUAUGGAUAUCAGAAGCUCCUCAGAUUUUUCGCUCUUUGGAAUGUACUCUGAGCUGCUGGUGCUGGCAUGGCUCGUCACUCCAAGAAGUAGUUCAUCAAAUAAAGCUUGAUCCACUACCUUUGCUGCUGACUUUUCUAGUAAAGCAAAUUGGACGAAGUUAUGGAGGUUCAAGCCUGCUCCCAAACUCUCAUCAGUUGGCCUCCUUCCAGUGAACAUCUCAAGCAGGAGGAUGCCGUAGCUAUACACAUCACCUUGUAUUGACACUAAAUUUCCCAUACCAUAUUCUGCAGUUAUAAUAAGGAAAAAAUCAGAGAAGGUUGCAAUGAUGUGAGGCAAUGUUGUUUGUUGUUUUGGAGAUGAAUAUGAAAUGAGAAAUUGCUAUCAGGUACCAGGGAAAUCAGAAAUGUUUACCUGGAGGAGCAUAGCCAACAGUUCCCCUCACUCCAACCGAGCUAGUCCGCCCUUCAAAGGAGCGUUUGUCAAGUGAUGAAAGGAAUCUUGCUAGCCCGAAAUCACCCACAUGUCCUGUCAUGUCAUCAUCAAGAAGAACAUUGCUCGGCUUGAGAUCGCAAUGAACUAUGGGCGUUUGGCAUUGGUGUUGGAGAUAAUCAAGUGCUGAAGCUACAUCGAUCGCGACGUUUAGUCUCUGGAGGAAAUCCAAGCUUCUUGGAAGGUGGCCAGUUCUCUGCACUGGAUGAUGGAGCCAUUCUUCUAGGCUACCAUUAGCAAAGAACUCAUAUAUGAGAGCUUUGAAAUCAUUCCCAUGAUAAUCCACGCUUGAGCAGG
Molecule: messenger RNA, 5097 nt
Organism: Linum tenue
Lineage: Eukaryota; Viridiplantae; Streptophyta; Magnoliopsida; Malpighiales; Linaceae
Source: the annotation of a GenBank genome assembly